Molecule: messenger RNA, 2394 nt
Organism: Mesorhabditis belari
Lineage: Eukaryota; Metazoa; Nematoda; Chromadorea; Rhabditida; Rhabditidae
Source: the annotation of a GenBank genome assembly
AUGGCCGAGAAAAAUCAAUGGACAUGUUGCGCUUGGAGAGCGAUCCUUGUCUCCGCUUUUGCUUUAGGCGUUCUUGUUUGCAUCGCGAUCUCCGUUGUUUUGCUGUUAACACAGAAACCGGUAAACUUGGGCGAAGUCGGUGAUGCGGCGGCGUGGGACACAGGGAAUGUGUCGAUUCGACGGAAACCUGCUCAUUAUCGACCCUUCACAUUCGAGGAUUUGCUCUCAAAUAAGCAACACGUUCGAUCAAUGUAUUCAGUGAAGUGGUUGGCAGAUGAUAGUUUGAUCAUUGCAGCCGAGCCAACGAUUCCAUUAGAAGAGGAUGGUGCCUCGUUGAAUAUAAUUCGAUCGAACAAUUUCUCGGAGGAGUUGUGGGUGCCCGACUCUGAGUUUAUCGCUGGUUUUACAGGUGAUUUAUCAGGUGAACGCGUGAAAUUCUCUCCAUCAGGCAAAUAUGUAGCGUUGAGCAAGUUGCUUUCUCACGGUUUUCGUCAUUCUGAAGAUUCUCUCUACCAAAUCGCUAAAAUCAGUGAUGGAAAAUUAUCGAAAUAUACAUUUGUUGGUCCAAAAGGAACAGGUCUCGAAGCAAUCUCGAGUUUUCGAUGGAAUCCGAAUCCAGAAAAACACGAUUUUAUUUUUGUCUCCGAUUUUAACGUCUACUACCAGAGUGACCCUGGAGCACCAGGAUCGGCGAUCGCUUUGUCUGAGAAUGGAAAAUCUUUCUAUCGAUAUGGUCUUGCCGAUUGGCUGUAUGAGGAAGAGAUCUCUCCAAGUGCGACAUUUUGGUCGGAUCGGGGUGAGAUGAUUGCUUACAUUCGUUAUGAUGAUCAAUUCGUUCACAAAGUUUACGUUCCCAAAUAUUUCAACACUCGACAAUACACAGAUUAUUUGGAAGUGCCGUAUCCAAAAGCUGGUGUACAGAAUCAACCUGAAGUCACCUUAUUUUUAUGGAAUGUUAAAGAAAACAAAAAAGUCGUUAUUUCACCGCCCGAUGAGCUGAUGGCGAGGAAUUUAUCUUAUUACAUUUUCUCAAACAAUUUCAUUACGGUGGCAAUGAAUGGGACAAGAGAAGAGAAAUUGUUGACUUUUUGCCCCCAUCAAUACACUGAUGGCAAUAUCUAUCAACAUAUCGCACACAUUCGCGUACAGGACGAUGGCUCAGGACGAAUGACGACUUUUCACGGUGGGACAUAUGAUGUGAUCAAGCUACACGGAUAUGAUCAAGAAAAGGACACUUUAUUUUACGAGUCAUCUGGUGGUGGGAUCGCUUUCAAGCGAUUGUUCCGAGUUCGAAGUGCUAGCACGAGAUUGGCUCAGAUUCAAUGCAUUAGCUGCUCGGUUCCAAAUUGUGAUUCAGCCACGAUAUCGGUCUCUCCACGGGGUAAACGUGUGGCUUUGACGUGUAAUCGAGCUUUUGACAAUGGGCGGCUUUACCUCAUGAAUACAGCCAAUAAUAACGAGUUUCAUCAGCUCAGAGGCUUCGAGGCACCUCGUUUAGCUUUUGAUGAGCCGAUUAUCACUUUCGAGAAAGUUAUGUUGGUCUCAAAGAUUGAAGCUCACGUGGGAAUCAUGCGACCGCCAAAGUUCGAUCCAACUGAAACGUAUCCCGUUUUGUUGGAUGUUUACGGUGGUCCAAAUUCCUACAUUAACAGCUUGGAGACGCCGUGGGAUUUCUUGGUAUACCUUUGCUCAACAAGACAGAUGAUUGUUGUCUACAUCGAUGGCCGAGGUUCAAAACAUCGUGGCUGGGAUGUGAAGGGACCGAUUCGGAAUUCGUUUGGAGGACCUGAAGUCGAUGAUCAAAUUGAUGGGAUGAGAAAAAUCAUUGACAAGUACCCGUGGAUGAACAAAAAAGCGGUGGCUGUUUUGGGAUGGUCUUACGGUGGUUUCCUCUCAACGCAUAUUGGGGUGAAAGACAAUGGGAACGUUUUUCGGUGUUCUCUCGCCGUCGCUCCGGUCUCCGAUUUUCUGCUAUAUGAUUCCGCUUACACCGAGCGUUAUAUGGGUCUACCGACGGAAAAUCCCCAAGGAUACAAUAGCUCUCGCCUCACCGACAAGAUCACCAAGAUGAGAAAUGUGCACUAUCUAUUGGCGCAUGGAAGUGCAGAUGACAACGUCCACUAUCACAAUGCGGCUUUAUUGGCGGGUGCUCUUCAGGAGAACAAUAUUCCAUUCACUCAACUCGUCUACACAAAUCAGGAUCAUUCAAUGGACGAUGGCUCUGGACGGAUGACGACUUUUCACGGUGGGACAUAUGAUGUGAUCAAGCUACACGGAUAUGAUCAAGAAAAGGACACUUUAUUUUACGAGUCAUCUGGUGGUGGGAUCGCUUUCAAGCGAUUGUUCCGACUUCGGAGUGCUAGCACGAGAUUCGCUCAGAUUAAAGGCGGCAAA